Molecule: messenger RNA, 1689 nt
Organism: Myxocyprinus asiaticus (Chinese sucker)
Lineage: Eukaryota; Metazoa; Chordata; Actinopteri; Cypriniformes; Catostomidae
Gene: parla
Product: presenilin associated, rhomboid-like a
Exons: 10
Coding region: 281-1444 (387 amino acids)
Cellular component (GO): membrane
Molecular function (GO): serine-type endopeptidase activity
Source: RefSeq, a predicted model, not a curated record
ACAUUGGUGUGGGAAAGUAUCUAAUCAUCAUAGAUAUCGCUUCACUGUUCCAACUGUACCGCUUAUACAGUUUCUAUCAAAUGGAAGUGCUCUGUGUCGCUUGAUCUUUAUACAUGUUGAGCGUUAGGACUGAUGAGUUGCAGACUCUUGUUUGAGAAGUGCUCGUUGUUGUUGUACCACGUGGCUCUGACGUUGAGAAACAACAACAGUGACUGGAGCGUGUUACAAAACACUAUUACGACACGGCAGUGGGUAUACACUGCAAACCAGUAAUCGGGACAUGGCAUGGAGGGGUUGCUUUAAGAAAUGGAGCACAAUAGACACGAUUAAUGUGCCAUCCCUAUUUCCAAAAAGCACCAGGUUUACCACCCAUCCUCAGCAAAGAUGUGGCUUCCGGAAAGCUCAGAAGCAAAUGGAAACAAAAAAGGGUGUGCACGAGGAGACAGAUGUGGGUGAGGCAGGAAGACAUAAGAAUGCUGUGCCACCUCAGCCAGAGGCACCUGUGCCACCCAGGAAACCAGGUCGACUCUUCAGACCCCUGGUGUUUACCGUGGGGUUUACAGGCUGCUCCUUCGGCACAGCUGCCAUCUUGCAGUAUGAGUCCGUAAAGUCUCGAGUGCAGAUGGCCAUGGAGGAGGCCAAAGAGGGGAAUCAGAAUAAACUUCGAGAGGCUGAUGACACAACAUACUGGCACAACUGGUGGAAUCAGCUUUCACACUUUCAGAAGCAGGUGAUUCUGGUCAUGUCUGUGAUCGAUGACUGGUGGAAUGGACUCAGUGAAGGACAAAAGACUGUCACAGGUAUCAUAGCUCUAAACACUGUGGUGCUGUGUUGUUGGAGAAUACCUUCAAUGCAACGCUCCAUGAUCAAGUACUUCACCUCUAACCCAGCAUCCAAGACACGGUGCCUUCCCAUGGUCCUCUCUUCCUUCAGUCAUUACUCUUUCAUUCACAUGAUUGCCAACAUGUAUGUCCUAUGGACAUUUUCCACUAGCAUUGUCUCCCUACUUGGGAGGGAGCAGUUUCUGGCCCUUUAUCUGUCUGGAGGUGUUAUUUCCACAUUCAUCAGUUAUGUUUUGAAGACUGCUACAGGACGUCUGGGUCCAUCACUUGGAGCUUCAGGGGCCAUCAUGACUGUUUUGGCUGCAGUCUGUACCAAGAUACCAGAAGCUAAGCUGGGCAUCAUCUUGCUUCCUAUGGUCAGCAUCACAGCAGGAAAUGCUUUGAAAGCUCUUGUUACCUUGGAUACAGCUGGUCUUCUCUUGGGAUGGAGGUUUUUCGACCAUGCGGCCCAUCUCGGGGGUGCUUUGUUUGGAGUGUGGUACAUUGUAUAUGGCAAUGACAUGAUCUGGAAGAAGCGCGAGCCACUGGUGAAGUUCUGGCAUGAGUUACGGAACGGGUCAUCUGGCAGAUCCCGACCCGGUGGAGGUGGUGGUCAUGUUUAGGAUUGUUUAACUACAUCAGAAUCACAGGAUGCUCUCAUAUUGCAUAUUGAAUGACACACAUUCAAAAGAUUACAAGAACUGUCCAAGCACAGUGGGAAGCGCACAUGCUUGUGACACCUAGAGCUGCUGGACAUGGAUUUUGUCCCAGUACCAUUUCCCCUCUCUUUGCCCCUCCACCAUCUUGUCUCUUCUAUACUGUCCCAUCAUUAAAAGCAAAACACCCAAUAAAAAUCAAAUUAUCUCAA